Messenger RNA from Sardina pilchardus (European sardine), 2140 nucleotides. RefSeq lists its product as uncharacterized. The transcript is spliced from 4 exons. The coding region runs from base 290 to 1435 and encodes 381 amino acids. The record is from RefSeq and is a predicted model, not a curated record. Lineage: Eukaryota; Metazoa; Chordata; Actinopteri; Clupeiformes; Clupeidae.
UGUGCACUGUUUGCUGAUUUGCAACCCGCCGAAAUAGCAGUGAAGAAGAAGGAGACCAUCGCCCGUCUCGCCAUGGACUGUUCUAGGAUCAGUGUAGUAGAAAAACAACAUUAACCGUAGAGCGGUGCAUUAUAACCCAGGGUAAAAGGACCACAUCAUAGGUGAUAGGAAUGUAGUGGGGCCCUAGAGUGAAACACUAUUUAAAAAAUCAGCAAACCAAAUGUCAACUCUCCCAUAGUGGGGUGCUAGUUCAGUCAGUUCAAGGAAACCGCCGAACACAGUUUGAGUAAUGGAGCCCAAUCCCGGCAUGCAUAUGUCCUCCAUCCCCACCACAAACAGCAUAGUCCAGGUCUCAGUGGCCGACGGCGUGCCCGUUAGCAUAUACCACCCUCAGAACCAAGGCCAGGGUGCAGGGCACAGCGCGUUGGCACCAGCGGCCGUCAUGCAAGCCUUGGCACAGGUGGCGCAGGCGCAGGACGCGCUCCCGCAGGUGGCCAUGGCAAUAGCGCCUCCGAUGGAGGGCGUGGUGGAAGUCCAGAACGAGUCCGGCAGGAUGGCCAUCCCUGUGCACGAGCUGCCCUUCGCGGAGGUGGCCUCGCUGCUGGACCCCAACAUGAAGAGCUCCAAGGCGCGCAAGUACCAGAUCUACUACGACGAGGUGAAGCGGCGGCUGGAGCCGCCCGAGAAGAUGUCGCUGCGCUCGCUGGCCGCCUACACCCGGGUGAGCCGCGGGCCGGCCAGCAAGCGGACGCUUCUGGAGUCGCUCAACGUGCUGGGGCUGUCGCCGAGCACCAACACGGCCGUGUCCAGCUCCUUCUCCAAACUCACCGAAGGAGACACUGCAGCAUUGUGUAAAGACAUGAAAGACUUUGCGUUCCAGUACGUGGACUAUGAGAACAUGGCCAAACAACUGAUGCCGGAGUCCAACCAUGUACAGCACUGGUCAAAGAUCAUCGAGACAAGGAAUUACCUGGAGGAGAUGAGGAAGUGUUUCCACGAUCCGGCCAACAGCAAGUCCUUCGCCAACGCCACGCACGGCCUGGGCACGGGAAUGCUGGACGUGGCUCUGGACAUGGUGGACGGCGUCAUCGAGCGCCAGAUCCGCAUCCUCUCGGGCAACGCCGAGCCCAAGUCCGAGACGACGGUCCAGAAGGCGCGCAAGCGCAUGAGGAAACCGCGCGUGCCCAAGGACAACAGCAAACACCCCCGCGAGGGCAAAUCUCGAGGCAGGGGGGGCAAAAGCAAGGCUGGGCCCAGCACCCACGCAGCCACCGCCAUGGUCGAUGCCCAGAACAGGAAACAGAUCCGAUUGGACCCUGGCCCUGCCACGGAGACCCAGGAGCCCGCCUCUAUGGAGAGUAGCGUCCUCACCCUCGUCUCCGUGGGUUACGAAACCAUCUCCAGCGGCCUCAGUACCACAACAAGCAUAGCGUAGCGUAGCAUAGCCACCGAGAUGCUAACUCAGAAGGACACUACGCCUAGUGCCCAAACUCAGACCUUAGGUGUUUCUGUUGUUGUGGGUAGAUUUAAGGUUAGUUUGACAUUGCUGUAGGCAAGAAUAAAAAUUAGCGCCAGCCAAAUGCCGAAAUAUGAAAGUGGCCAAUCUGGCUAUAAAGAUUUACUUUCAAUAAAGAUUGAGUGGCUGGUGAAUUGUAUCAUUAAUUGUCAGUGGCUGGUAGAUGUUCACGUUUUGAAAACUUGAUUUCCACCCAUGGCUGUCGGUGUCUGAGUUUGUCUGAGGGCACAGGAUUUUUCUUCACAUGAUCAAUUACACAAUCAGAAAGAACUACUUCCUCACAACAAAAUGUUUGAGUGAAGCACUGUGAUGGUUUAGAAUGCACUGCUUAAAACUGGUCUGAAGCACUGUUGUAUUUUCUGUUUUAUUUUGGAUUUAGAUCUGGUACACCUAUUUAGACAAAAAAAAAAGAAAAACUCUAAAGUAAUUUGACAGAACUCUUGGUUUUCAUAAUGGGAUUUUCAUUUUGUGUAAUAGGAUUCAAAGAUGAUUUUUGUUGAACAUGAGUUGUGUUGAACUAUAUCAAGGGGAGUGUGACUGAAUGACUGUAAUGUACAUAUGUGUUAAAAGACAACAGGGCAACUUGAAGACUUGUAUUAAAUGCUUUAACGUUUUUUAUAUACA